CAAUGGCAAGACACAGCAUUCCCUGCAUUCGAGACAACAACGCAGAAGAUUUAAUUAGAAAUAUGGCUCAUUUUUACGGAAUCCACUUAGGUAUGUUGGUCAUCUUGGUUUUAUGUUUCACAUGGACGAAUGCAUCAGCCCUUCCUGCAAACGACCAGCUGGAUAUGCAAUUGGAAAACUAUGUGAAAAAUCCUAAAAUAUCGGCUGACAAUAAGUUUGGACCGGAAGGUGAAGCUAAGGAACGACAGCCCGGAUGCUCUUGGAAUGGAUCGGCACCUUUCUGCCGAGGAUACUGCAAUUCUCAGGUUUACAAAACCGUUACAUCCGACCGGUGUGGAGACGGCAAAUGCUGUCUAACGGGCACAAAAAAAUAUUGUUGCCCCAAAUAAAUGUAUUCAUGAAUUGGUUAAAAUCAAGUGACUGCUUUAAUUGAAAAACCUAUUAAAUGAGUGGAGGUAUUAUUCCUUAUCCACAUUACCAUUAAAGCGUUGUUUGAGAAUAAAACAAAUAUAAAAAAGAAUACCUUGAGCAGUUGUAGGUUGGAGCAUUUCCAGAUUAAAUACACUACAACAACCAUUUGAAGAA
Molecule: messenger RNA, 585 nt
Organism: Daphnia carinata
Lineage: Eukaryota; Metazoa; Arthropoda; Branchiopoda; Diplostraca; Daphniidae
Exons: 2
Coding region: 3-389 (128 amino acids)
Source: RefSeq, a predicted model, not a curated record